GCACCUUGUCAUGUGACUGGGCACCGUGUCAGAGGGGUCAUGUGACCUGGAGGCUAAAUUUAUCGGCAGGUCUGAGGUCAGAUUUCAGCUGAAGAGACGCAGCGUGGAGGACGGCCGCUGCUGCGUUCACACAAGGAGGCUCAGAAGGAGGACCUGGCUGCAGCUCAGAGGUCAGAGGUCGUCCAACCUGCUCACCUGUGAACUGUGACAUCACACGGCUGACAGGAAGUGGUCAUCAUGGUGGGCGUGGUGGCGUGCAGUUCAGUGAGCUCCAUUAAAGCUCUGUGGGAGACGAGAAUCAGGAGGGUGCAGGAGGAGCAGCAGGAGGCGGAGGAGCAGAGGAAAAGGAAGGACAGGGGUGGGGCCACCAGCAGACUGAGUGUUGGUGUCUGGGAGGACCGCGCCGUCCUGGCUCGACUCCGACAGAAGCUGCAGACGGAGGACGGACGACUCGUCCUCCGCAUCGAGCAGGAGGAGUGGAAGACGCUGCCCGGCUGCCUGCUGCAGCUCAGUCAGGUCCAGGAGUGGCAGAUCCACCGGACCGGACUCCAGAAGAUCCCCCCCUUCAUCUCCAGCUUCCAGAACCUUCUAGUACUGGACCUGUCGCGGAACGGCGUCUCCGAGAUCCCCAAACAGAUCGGGAAGCUGACCCGGCUCAGGGAGCUCCUGCUGAGCUACAACAGAGUCCAGUUUGUCCCUGAGGAGCUGAGCUCCUGUGAGAGUCUGGAGAGACUGGAGCUGGCAAUGAACCGGGACCUGAACCAGCUCCCAGAUCAGCUGAGGAACCUGAAGAAGCUGCAGCACCUGGAUCUGUCCAUGAACGACUUCACCUGCGUCCCGGAUUGCGUGGUGGCGCUGCCGGCGCUCGAGUGGCUUGACAUGGGAGGAAACCAGCUGGAGCACUUACCUGAGGACAUCCACAGGAUGGAGACGCUGCACACGCUGUGGCUGCAGAGGAACCAGCUGGAGAGACUCCCAGACAACAUCAGCAGGAUGAAGAGUCUGGACACGCUGGUCCUCAGCAGCAACAAGCUCCGAGACAUCCCCCCACUGAUGGAGGACAUGUCCAACCUCAGCAGGUUUGUGAACUUCAGGGACAACCCUCUGACUCUGGACGUGGCGCUGCCCAGCAGGAGGACAGAGACUGGCGCUGAGGACGAAGAAGACGAAGAGGACGACAGAGAGAUGUUUGGACGAGAGUUCAUGAACUUUUACAUCCAGGAGGCCAGAAAGAGAGCGCACGCCAUCCUCAACGUGCACAGAGUCAACCAGCCAAACGAGGACUAAGAUAGCGAGCGGCUUUUCGUCUCUUCUCCCUCUGACGGCAGCGUCUCCUGAAGGACGCCGUCUGUGUUCAUGUUUGUGUUUGUGGAGCUGAAAUAACUUUAUUAAACAUGUUGUGUGUCAGAAUUUAGUUUUAAAUAAAGUUUUCAGACAGACUGAA
Epinephelus fuscoguttatus (brown-marbled grouper) is the source of this 1444-nucleotide messenger RNA. RefSeq names its product leucine rich repeat containing 39 (gene lrrc39). The transcript is spliced from 9 exons. Gene Ontology annotation, molecular function: protein binding. NCBI's taxonomy places the organism in Eukaryota, Metazoa, Chordata, Actinopteri, Perciformes, Serranidae. Bases 238 to 1287 code for a protein of 349 amino acids. The record is from RefSeq and is a predicted model, not a curated record.